ACAAGUUAAAUCCUAGUCUAAUAGCUAGACUCCUGUAGGCGCAGCUCUCAACGUUUGACUCAUGUUUGGGCUAUUACUGCUACUCUAAUAACCGGACAUUUUUAUUGUCAACGAGACGCACUUUCGUAUGAAAGAAAUUGCUUACUCUGUGGAUAGAUGUCCGCAUGUAGCAGCACAUCAUGUGCAGCAGAGACACAUGAGUUGUAGCGCAUGAAAACGCACGCGGCCGUUUUGUGGCUUGAACGGUGGCGCGCGCUUCCUUCUCAGAUCAGCUGACUCCCAGUAUGCGGAAGAAGUAAAUUAGAAACAUUAGCUGCGGACAAAGCAGGGUUUAAAACAAAAAAACAAAAACGUUACAGUUUAGAAAAUCCAAAGUUUCCAGGAGUGAAAGUGUAAACGUACAGCAGGUUUUGUAACAGGUCUGCUGUUGACAUUGUACACGUUUGUGAGCUGUCAGCGAGCUGGAAUGGCACACAGCGAGUCAGGGGUUGUUGUGAAUGGAACUCAGGUCACUGACAGGCCUGAAAGCGUUCAGCCAACUGGAAGAGCUGAUUGUGGACAACAAUCUUCUCGGAAAUGACCUCCGGUUGCCCAGGUUACCACAGCUCCAUACCCUAACACUCAAUAAGAACCAACUCUCAGACAUUGAGGCCUUGCUUGAGCAUUUGCAGGAAGUAACACCAGCUCUUGAGUACCUGAGCCUGCUGGGAAAUGAGGCCUGUCCCAAUCAGCUGGUCAGCCUGGAUAAAGAUGAGGAUGAUUACCAGAGAUACAGGUACUUUGUGCUGCAUAAACUGAGGAACCUGAAGUUCCUGGACAGCAGGAGAGUGACUCAGACAGAACAUCUGGAGGCCAAGGCCCGAGGCGAAUUCAUGAAGGUGGUCAGGCCUAAAACUGAGCAGGAUCUUACUGAUCGCAGAUCAGACAUCACUUCUAUGCCUUAUACUCCUCUACCGAGAUCCAAAGAUGCAAAAAACCCUAAAGGAGUGUUUGCCAAGUGCCGCUACGUCUACUACGGCAAGCAUUCAGAGGGCAAUCGCUUCAUCCGCAAUGACCAGCUCUGAUAAACAGACGGACAGGCCAUGGACAAGCAGGGAAGCUGUAUAAAGAUGUCUUCCUGUGUAUCUUUAUUAAUAUCCACAUCAUCAUGUUCAUUUUAAGCAGCUGAACACAGCCCUCUAGUGCCUUCUGCUGAGUGCGCCAUCCCUGCCACCUCUCAUCUCUCCCUCACUGCCUGAGCAGUGCCACUCACACUGACAUUAUUGCCUUUAAGCAGCCCUCACACACACACACACUCUCACUCACACAGACACACACAUCCAAGUGACUGUGCUGACAGCUACUGCUUCAUGAUGGAUUGCCUGAUCCAACUGCUACACUCUGCAGGUCAAAGGUCACACCUGAGGCUGCAGUGUGCCCAUGAGGACACACAGGAUGAGCGCUCCUCAAAGUCAAAGCUAAAGUUAUACAAACACACACACACACACACACACACACACACACACACACUCACAUCACUCAAUUUCUCUUGAUACAUUUAGUAUACAAAAACAAAACCAUCAAAUUUAUAGACUUCUGAAAAAAAAAACAUCUUAACUCAGGAAGUGCUUUCAGUGAUAAUGUAUUUAAUUGCUUCUCAACAGUCACUGGUAAUAUAGCUCAAACAUUAUUCAAAUAAUUUGCUUUCAGCAAGUGUAACUUUUCUAACAAACAAAAAGAACAUGAACAUGUAAUCCUACAUUUCUGACAUUUUAUUGGCGAAUGAAGGGCAUUUACAGGCACCUUGCACUGUGGCCUUGCGUGUGGUCAUGUAUUCAUGUGGUGAUGUUAAGUUUUUGUUUGUGCGUGUGUGUGUGUGUGUGUGUGUGUGUGUGUAUGUGUAUGUGUGUGUGUGCAUACACUGUGAAGUUGGUGUGUUGCGGGGGCAGAUGUUUCCGUGCAGGAGCCUGGAGGAGCUGGGAAAGUGCGUGGUAAUGAGCUUUGCUCUCGUUGCUUGGGUCCAGGAGAGGGAAAAGAGAGACAGGCGAGACAGAGCAGCAGGACUGAAGGGAGGGAGAGAAGUCAACAACUUCUUCCAUUCCACUUCUGAUUGCCUCCUCAUGUGAUAUGCACACUAUUUUAAUGACUUGCUCUGUAACUUUUGUUUAUGAAAAAGAAAAAAAUCCCUAACAGCUUUUGCUACAUUUCAGAUACAAGGUUUCUGCAGUGGUCUUAACAUUUAGUGGAAGAUUUGAUAGGAUCGAGUGAAUUAAAUACACAUGCUUGAGAAAUGUGCAUCCACGUUUUCAUUCAUGUUCAUUCAAAUACUGUUGUCUCAUAAUGUUGAUCUUUUUGAAUAUAGUGUUUCACAUCUUUUAAAGAGUGAGCUUUCAGGACCAAAGGAACAUGUAAUACCAAUUACACUCUAUCUACACAAUCAUAACCAAAGAUUUACUCUUCAAUCAUUCAUUUUAAUGAUCUCACCAUAACACAGGCUAUACUUCUUUUAUUUCUUUAAGAUCGAAUCAUAUAAUAAUAUAGCAUCUAUCUAUCUAUCAAUCUGUCUGUCUCUCUCUCUAUCUGUCUGUCUAUCUCUCUAUCUAUCUAGUUUCUGAUGUGUCUAGCUAGAUGGACUUUGUCGUCCUGUGGAUGUUAUGAACAGUGUGUUUAACGUUCUCUAGUGCAGCGAGGGAGAUGGUUGUGGAAGUGAAAGAGAGCAUGUGGAGGCAGAGCUCAUUGCUCCAUCCUCUCUGUGCUCUGCUUGCUCUCAGGGAAAGGCCACACAUCGCCCAGUGAAAUGUUUCUUUUGAUUGUUGGUCAGAUGCUUUGUGUGUGUGUGUGUGUGUGUGUGUGUGUGUGUGUUUGUUAGUCUGAGUAUAUGUGAAUGGAAAAUGUGCAUCUUGCUGAGAUUGUGUUUACACAAUGGUUUUUGUAAGUGUGUGUGUGUGUGUGUGUGUGUGUGCAUCUACUUGGUCCUAUGAGACUAUGCCUGUGCACUGCUCCUGUUGUGCUGCCGGAGAGCAUGGUCACUAGUGCGGGCGUUUCUAAAUGACAAGGUUUAUUUGUCCAUGUUGUGAUAUGUUCACAGGAAAGUGCCAGUGACAGCCAGAGGAGGCAGGAAGAGGGAGCCACAACAAGUCCCCCCCCCCCUCCUCAGCACACAAAAUGUCAUCUCUUCCCUGGCUGGCUCACCCAGCCAUCCCCAUGAAAAGAACAGACAUUUAAAACUUUGUGACAUGUGUCAGAGACGCUGCCAUUGAGCCAGUGCCGCUGAUGUAGCCCGAAUUGACAGCAGCGGAGCCGGCGGAGCUGGCUGGGGGACGUAGCGAGUUUGGUGAGUGUCACUUCCCAUCCUCGUCACGGCCUCGUCUCCCAACAGCUCCGCAAAUAUAAACAGCAUUAGGAGAGAGGCGCAAGUGCAGAGGGUAGACAUAUGCUGCCACGCAUGUGUACUGCGUGUGAGUGAGAGAAUGCGCGGAUGUGUGCGUUGUGCAGGGGGCACAGGAUGGGGACUAAUUAAGGAGCGAGGAACAGAGCGUGCACUAGGCACAGGCUGUGACCCAGGGGAAUGUGUGUGUGUGUGUCUGUGUGCACGGCUAUACAGAAAGUUCCUUACUGGAGUUGCGUAGCACCAAUGACGAGCCCUCUAGAUAGGUCUCAGGGCAGAGUGGGGAAAGAAAAGAUGGAAAAGUGUACACUAACUUCACAAACAGGAUUGAGAGUAAUCUCACACUGUCCUCAGAUUUAAAGUGCUUAAACUGCAUGAAGCAAUGAGAUGUAAUGACAUGGUUAAUGACUUUAAACAGUUUGUGAUUUAAACACAAUGGAAUGCCAGUGAUGUCUAGCAUUUCGCUCGUUGUAGCCGAUCGUAUCGGAUGCUUGUGGAAGCUUGACAGGCAGAGCUGGUGGGUGUUGCUGAUGCUGAAGACAGUCUGAGCUGACAGUGUUCCCAUUACAGCAUGUUCACAGAGCUCUUGCUCCAGUGCAGGCCUGUAUAGAAGGCCUUAGUAAAAACUCAGUGGAAGCCCAGGGCUCCACCACAGCCCACUUUCUCUCCCGCUCUGAUCCCAACUUUCAUUGUGGCUGCCUGUCAGAGCGGCUCUGGGAAAUCGCCCCUAGUCAUCAGUUAUUAGGCUCCUCUCUGUGAGUGAUUGACAGCGGCGAAUGCAAAUCAGGCGCAUGAGAAAGCGCUUGGCGCUGUAUCAGUGAUUGACAGCCGUAUGCUGAUAGCACGCUAACUGGAUGAGAGAGAGGUGAGAUGAGGGUCUGAUCAUUCUCCCGAGCUCGCAGCCUCAUCCUUUACUGCAGACACGAGGAGACAUUAGCCGAGGCAGACAGCCCGGGAAAGGGCAGGCACAGAAAAAGAGCCUUAUUUCCGGCACGGUUUCAGAUGAGUAGCAUUUGUCAUUGAGGGGAAGAUGGUGUAAUUAGCUUGUCAGUCUACUUUAGGCUGAGCUAGCUUUCGCUGGUAAGAAAGAUGGACGAACUGCCACGGGAGUUGACAGCCAGUCGAUAAUGUGGCAAUUAAUGUCAUAAAUAAUUCCACUACCAAUUAUAUCAGAAUGGACUUUGUGCUUUAAAAAGAGAAUAGUGUUCCCUUAUCAUUUCCUCUAUCAGCAAGUACUGCCAUAAUGUGCCACCUAAUUAUUUCCCUUUAAACACCGCUGCACAAUAUGGCCUUUCUUUUCAAACAUAUUUCUAGGGCACAGAAUUCGAAAAACAAACCACAGCUGCAGUAAUCUAUGCCUGUAAUUUUUUGUGUUUUUAAGCCUUUUUUUGUUGUUGUUUUUUAAACUAGACACUGUUAGGAGGAAUGUAGUUAUAAAAUGUCAAGAGCAGGUCCUGGAUAAAGCUUCACACUAAUACAAUUUGAGAGUAUAGCUGUGUUGUGUAAAUCAAUUCCACUUGAUAUUUUAAAGGUUGCUAAAGCCUUACUAACAGGCAGGGUAUUGAUUCACUGCCCAUCUUCCUCUGUGGGAAAAUAUUGUUUCUCAUCACUUACUCCACCUCUAAACUCAAGGUAAUGAUAUUCCACAAUACAUCGUUGAAUACGAGAGUUACGAUCCAGCAAGAAUGAGCUCUGACUUCUACAUGAUGAUUUGUACUUUUCAGUGUGUUUUGACUGCAAGCAUCCUCACGAGCAUGAGGAUUAUAUGAACACCACAUGAGUCUGAUCUUCUCAGUAUUUUCUCUCUGAGCUUAAUCCACACGGACGCGAACAGCUUCUUGUUCAAUAUUCUUGUUAAAGUUGCCCCUUUGAAAUGGGUGAGCAGAUCAAAUGAGCUCAGCUCAUGCGAGGCAUCAUAAUGUUGAGUAAAACAGUGUUAAAUGCAUCAGAUGAUGGCAGUAGGUUUAAUAUAUAGUCCAGCCAGCAGUGGCUCAAGGUCACUUCAGCUUCCUCUACAUAAUGCAUGAAUCCCCCCGUCCAUGCAGUCUCCAAUCAUCCACACCAACCUUGGGAUGAAAAUUUUACUAAGUAAAUCAGUGAACAUGCUGGCAUUUCUAUUAACCUCCAAUGUGCAACCGACAGAGUGAUGAAUUAUGCUAAAUAAUAACACAUCCCAAUAAAUCAGCUGUACAACUUGAAGGUGAAGUGAAACUCAACCGGCUAACAAAUGGUGUUAUUUUAAACACAGUGAAUGCAGUGUUCUUCCAUGUGGACGUGUAACUGAUAAGCGGUCUUAACGCCCCAACAGUUUGGUAUAUUUGCAGUAUACAGUUAGAGAUAAGUUGUACAAAAUAUACACUAUAAUGAAUUCUACCACAGCACUGUUGGAGUCUUGGAUCUAACUGGUUAAAAGGUGUUAGUUCGUUUUCUGUAACAGCGGCUCUGACAGUAGGUCUGUCAUUUCAUUCGCUUGUUCUAAUAAGUCCAUCGUUUCGGUUAAAUAUGUGUAAAGAGAUGUUUAUUUGAACAUCUUUGGAAGUGUCAGAACUUUGUGUCAGUUAUAACAGGAACUAACUUGUUUUGCUGAUGUUCCAUUCCAUUAUUAUACAUAACUACAGAUGGAUAAAAAUGUAUGACGUGUCAUUCUUUAAUAAAUAACCCGUUGGCAAAUUGCUGUGGUAUAAGAGAAAGAAAACACUUCUGGGAUGUGAUGCUAUUGGAAAAGAAUCAACUUUCAUGUGGUAACAGAAUCACAGCAGGCCGUUCUUAACUAUUUUCCUAUAACGCCUCCUCCUUCACGUUUUACUCCUUACUUAUGCAGAAUGCGCUGUCAUAAUUAAUGGCUAUAAUAGUUUUGGUGAUACACAAAUGCCUCUUAACAUCUUAAUCUCCUGAGACCCUUCUCUAGAUUUACUAGUCUCAGUGUAAUGAAUGGAUAAUUCAAAGUAUUUACUGAAUUAUAAUAACGAACAUCCACUGGAGAUUAUCCUUCAUGUAUCAUGCUUAGAAAUAUAAAUGAUUGUAGUCACUAAAUCGAAUAUGUAAGAACUAAUGAUAGUAAUAUGUGUCAUUUGGACUGCUUUUUUUCUCUUAUUAGUUCAUUUUAUACUGUUAUUACUCCCAUAGCAAUGUAUCCGAUAUGUUUACAUGGUUUACAAGCAUUCUGCUGUCUUCAUCGAUGUGCAGAUAAAACAUGAAUAUCAAUAUC
Messenger RNA from Ictalurus punctatus (channel catfish), 6575 nucleotides. It is a transcript of the gene lrmda, whose product is annotated as leucine rich melanocyte differentiation associated. Gene Ontology annotation, molecular function: protein binding. Gene Ontology annotation, biological process: melanocyte differentiation. The transcript is spliced from 6 exons. The record is from RefSeq and is a predicted model, not a curated record. Lineage: Eukaryota; Metazoa; Chordata; Actinopteri; Siluriformes; Ictaluridae. Bases 498 to 1064 code for a protein of 188 amino acids.